Messenger RNA from Arabidopsis lyrata subsp. lyrata, 911 nucleotides. RefSeq names its product probable glutathione peroxidase 3, mitochondrial. Gene Ontology annotation, molecular function: glutathione peroxidase activity. The record is from RefSeq and is a predicted model, not a curated record. Gene Ontology annotation, biological process: response to oxidative stress. Gene Ontology annotation, cellular component: cytosol. NCBI's taxonomy places the organism in Eukaryota, Viridiplantae, Streptophyta, Magnoliopsida, Brassicales, Brassicaceae. Bases 74 to 694 code for a protein of 206 amino acids. The transcript has 7 exons.
UAGUUUUGUUCUGAGAUCGUCUUGUUCAUCAAAGAGAAGACUAACAGAGUUUUUUUUUUUUUUUUUUUCCUCGAUGCCUAGAUCAAGCAGAUGGGUCAAUCAUCGAGCUACCUCUAAGACUAAAAAAUUGAUUCUCUUCUUGCUUGUAGCCUUCGUCUUCUACCUCUACAGAUACCCUUCUUCUCCAUCCACAGUGGAACAAUCAUCCAGUUCCAUCUACAACGUUUCCGUUAAGGACAUCGAAGGGAAAGAUGUGAGUUUGAGCAAGUUCACCGGAAAAGUGCUUCUCAUCGUCAAUGUAGCCUCUAAGUGUGGUCUAACACAUGGAAACUACAAAGAAAUGAACAUUUUGUAUGCCAAGUACAAAACUCAGGGGUUUGAGAUCUUAGCAUUUCCUUGCAACCAAUUUGGUAGUCAAGAGCCAGGUAGCAACAAGGAGAUCAAGGAAACUGUUUGCAAUAUCUUCAAAGCAGAAUUCCCAAUCUUUGACAAGAUUGAAGUAAAUGGAAAGAACACUUGUCCCCUUUACAACUUCUUAAAAGAACAAAAAGGAGGAUUGUUUGGGGAUGCUAUUAAGUGGAAUUUCGCUAAAUUUCUGGUAGACAGACAAGGAAAUGUCGUGGACCGAUAUGCUCCAACUACAUCACCUCUUGAAAUUGAGAAGGACAUCGUGAAGCUAUUGGCAUCUGCUUGAACAUAAAAGUUAAAGGACAGGAAAGCAAACGCAUCGCAUCAAACAUGUCUGAGACUGAGAAUGAAAACCACUUUCUAUACUUAUUCUUUACAUGUAUGUUUAUCUAAAACCAUCCUUGGAAAAGAAGAUGCUUGUCUGAAUCUGUGAACCUCAUUUUCUGUAACAAGACCCCAACAAAUUGCUUAUGAAAUAUCAAUAAAGAACAAAGUUUUAUUCA